UUGUUUGCUUGUGGUGUUUGUUACCGUAAUUCUUCUCAUGCAGCUUCUCACGAAACUACACUCUGCAAAAUCUCUCUCAUAUUGCAGAAAUAUAUACAUACACACACGUUGCUUGUUUGCUUGUUGGUUUCAGCUCUAGCUCGUCCCUUACCGAAAGAAAUACCAGACCAGAGAGAAUCAAGGCACCCAUCCCAAACAACCAUCAAUUAACGCUUUCAAAUAGUUCACUUUGAGGACAUCGAUCAGGUGGAAGGCCGAAAAGGAAUAUAUUCACUCAUGGAGUCUCCAAGGGAAAGUUUCUCCGGGUCAGGAGUACCACAACAUCUGAUUGGUUGUGUUAAUUGUGUUAUAUUCGUUUGCAGGAACGACGGAGAUUACCGACGGUGUGUUGCUGCUUGCUUAGUUGAGGGAGUGUACAUUCAGGAACAUGAUCGCCAGAAGAAUAGCCAAGGGACUCCUCAAGCUCUUGCUCCUCCCUGGUGGGAGUCUUUUGGAUUUAAGUUGAUCGAACAGCUAGAAGAUGUUAAUGAUCACUCCAUCUUUGGUGCAAUUUAUGAGAUCGUUUCUUCCCACUAUUUGGAUGAGGCCCCAAAACGUGUUAUUGCAUUUCGAGGCACACUCUUCAAACGAGACACUUGGCGUCAGGAUCUCAAGUUGGAUUUCGAGAUCUUUUUCAACAGACUUCAAGAGAGCUCCCGCUUUGGGCUUGCAAUGGAAAUAGUUCGAAACAUGGCCGCAGAAUAUGGAGCUGCAAACAUCUGGUUAGCUGGACAUUCUUUGGGGUCAGCCAUGGCGCUGCUCGUUGGGAAGAACAUGUUUAAGAAUAUGGGCUAUGCUAUUGAAACUUACCUUUUUAAUUCACCAUCCAUUAGUUCUUUUCCAAUAGAACAGCGGUUGGAGAAUGAUAAAGCCAAGAAUGCGUUACGCUCUGCAAAAGGUUUCCUCAAGACGGGAGUUACUUUUACUCUGAAAGGUCAUCAACAAAGGCGUGAAGAUCGUAAAAAUUUUGUUGCAUUAUCUGAAUGGGUCCCCAACCUGUUUGUGAAUCCUUAUGAUCCUAUCUGCUCAGGGUAUAUUGGGCAUUUUCAAAAACGGAAGUCUAUGGGAAAACUCAGAACACGUAUUUCAAUUAGUGGGACAUUGGAAUCAGAACUACUACUUCCUUCAGCAUUUCUGACUCAAAAUAUGAACCCUUCCAAGAAUUUUAUACCAGACCAUGGAAUCCAACAAUGGUGGAGCCCAGAACUGAGCUCGCAUUCCGAGCGACACAUAUUCAAGUUCAAGUAGCUAUUUGAUUUCUUAUAGUAAGAUGUUGAUGUUGUUUGCUGGUUUAAAUACUUUAAUUUUAAACAAGAUGGAUAAUUAGAAGAUUAAGAUAAAGAUUGAAAGUGGUGAAGGACCAUUUGGAAGUGGUGGUUGGUGGGUUAUCCAGGCUUGGAAAUUGCAUGGUGAUCCAGUUUGAUGGAUAGUAGGAGUUUGUUAUUUUGUUUUAGCAUAAAUAAUGGGAGAAACAUUCCUUGUAAAGGGUCCAGCACCUCACAAUCAACUAAAUAAAAUUCUUUCUAAAUCA
Messenger RNA from Cornus florida, 1570 nucleotides. Its product is annotated as GDSL esterase/lipase At4g10955-like. The record is from RefSeq and is a predicted model, not a curated record. Bases 277 to 1287 code for a protein of 336 amino acids. Gene Ontology annotation, biological process: lipid metabolic process. Lineage: Eukaryota; Viridiplantae; Streptophyta; Magnoliopsida; Cornales; Cornaceae. The transcript has 3 exons.